AUGCCCGCGGCGGAGUCCUCGACGCUCAUCGGCUUUCUUCAGCAGCUGCGUGGGACGCAAGUUGAGAUUGAGAUGAUGAACUCGACCAUUGUCACCGGGGAAAUAACAUUCGUGGAAGCCAACAUGAAUACAUACAUGCGUCAUGUGAAGAUAACGGCAAAGGGGAAAAAUCCCGAAAUGGCUGAGACGUAUAUGGUUUGUGGCAGUAAAAUCCGUUACGUAAUUCUUCCAGAGGCAAUGAAUACGGACGAUGUGCUUGUGAAAGCUGCGGCCGCGAAGGCGAGACCGGGAAGCAAAAGGACGGAGCGAUCAAAUGAGUGA
Molecule: messenger RNA, 321 nt
Organism: Trypanosoma brucei brucei TREU927
Lineage: Eukaryota; Euglenozoa; Kinetoplastea; Trypanosomatida; Trypanosomatidae
Product: small nuclear ribonucleoprotein SmD1
Exons: 1
Coding region: 1-321 (106 amino acids)
Biological process (GO): spliceosomal snRNP assembly; RNA processing
Cellular component (GO): U12-type spliceosomal complex; SMN-Sm protein complex; commitment complex
Molecular function (GO): RNA binding
Source: RefSeq, a predicted model, not a curated record